Molecule: messenger RNA, 1083 nt
Organism: Penicillium coprophilum
Lineage: Eukaryota; Fungi; Ascomycota; Eurotiomycetes; Eurotiales; Aspergillaceae
Product: putative NAD binding Rossmann fold oxidoreductase
Exons: 4
Coding region: 1-1083 (360 amino acids)
Molecular function (GO): nucleotide binding
Source: RefSeq, a predicted model, not a curated record
AUGGCUAGCAAGACUUACAAUGUUGGCGUUGUUGGCUACGGCUUCAGUGCGAAGAUCUUCCACAUUCCCUUCGUGAAGGAAGUGCCCGAGCUCAAGCUCUACGCAAUUGUUCAGCGUACUCCAAAGCAGGAUGAUGAUGCCGAGAAGGACCAUCCUGGCGUGAAGUCUUUCCGUACCGCCGAGGAGAUGGUGAAGGACCCCGCGGUCGAUGUGGUGAUCAUUACUACUGCACCCGAUUCUCACUUCGAGCUAUCCAAGCUUGCGCUGGAGGCUGGCAAGCACGUUGUCUGCGAGAAGCCCUUUACCCCCACUACUCAGGAAGCUGAUGACCUAAUCGCCAUUUCGGAGAAGAACAACAAACAGCUUGCCGUGUUCCAGAAUCGCCGUUGGGAUGCCGACUUCGUGACUCUUUCUAAGCUCGUCAAGAACGGCUCACUCGGCCGCAUCUCCGAGUAUGAAACUCACUUCGACCGCCACCGUCCCGAGGUGCCGGCCGCCGACUCUCACAAGUGGAAGAACAAGGUCAUUCCCGGUGGCUCUGCGAUCUAUGACCUUGGAACCCACCUUCUAGAUCAGGCCGUGCACCUUCUCGGGCUACCCAAGCGGGUGACCGGUUUUAUUGGCUCCGCCCGCGGUGUCACCUCGUUUUCAUAUGAAGACUCGUUCACCGUUCUCCUGCACUAUGCCGAUGGUUCUAUGGUCACCGCCAAGGCGACCGUUGUCAGCCCCGAGGACGAACAGCUGCGCUUCUGGGUGCGCGGUGACAAGGGCAGCUUUAAGAAGUACCACCUGGAUAUUCAAGAAGAUCAGCUUAAGGCUGGCAUCAUGCCCCAGGAUAAGGGCUACGGUCGUGAGCCCAGCGAGCGUUACGGAACUCUGACUACUUUCCAGAACGGAAAGCCCGUCAAGGAGGUUGUUCCUACCGUGGAGCCCCCCACCUACACCGAGUACUACCGCAAGCUUGUCCGUGCUCUCAAUGGCGAGGGUGAGCUGCCUGCUAGUGGUGUGGAGGCUCGUGAGGUCAUUCGUUUGAUUGAGCUGGCUCGUGAGAGUUCCCGCACUGGACGUACUUUGGACGUCUAA